AUGGAUAGCGAUAAGAUAAAAGUUAUUCAAGACUGGAGAGUCCCCAUUUUAGUGGCCGAUGUACGAUCCUUUUCUGGAAUUAGCAAACUACUACAAGCGAUUCAUCGAAGAGUUUUCACGACGAGUCAUCCCAUUAACAGAACUAUUGAAGAAAGACCACCCCUGGUCGUGGUCAGACGAAUGUCAAAAGGCCUUCGAAGAUCUGAAGGAAACCAUGAUGAAGGCCCUAUCCUUGGCUUGGUAGACGUCUCUAAGCCUUUCGAAAUAGAGAUGGAUGCAUCUGACUUUACCCUUGAGGAUGUCCUUAUCCAAGAAGGCCACCCCAUGGCCUAUGAAAAUCAAAAGCUCAAUAAUGUAGUAGAUACAUAUCUCUGA
Cucurbita pepo subsp. pepo (vegetable marrow) is the source of this 375-nucleotide messenger RNA. Lineage: Eukaryota; Viridiplantae; Streptophyta; Magnoliopsida; Cucurbitales; Cucurbitaceae. The record is from RefSeq and is a predicted model, not a curated record.